Hansenula anomala is the source of this 747-nucleotide messenger RNA. RefSeq lists its product as uncharacterized. Bases 1 to 747 code for a protein of 248 amino acids. The transcript has a single exon. The record is from RefSeq and is a predicted model, not a curated record. Lineage: Eukaryota; Fungi; Ascomycota; Saccharomycetes; Phaffomycetales; Wickerhamomycetaceae.
AUGAAAAGAAUAAUGGUGAACCAGAUUGAUGGAGCAGAUAAUGUUGACUAUAUCCCUUUGAAUGAGUUCAAGUCAUUAGCGUAUUAUGAAGCAUUAUUCUUGAAAGAUCCACAGCUGGCCCCAGUUAUCCAAGAAAACAUCUGUAUCAUAGCUGAUAAUUUAGGUGAUGGUGAAUCUAAUUGGGAUGAUGUUCCUAGUGACAUACUAAGAGAUAUCCCCUUCGGAAGAAUGGACCUUGAAACUUUUGAUAGCUCUCAAACAACAGCUGAUUAUUUUAUAAUAUUUGUCCAUUAUGUUGGAAGUUCCGAAUUAGCCAAUUUGAUCAAGACCCUUGUUGAAAAUAAAAAAUUCCAUCAAUUGAAUAUCUAUAACAACGAAACGUUUUAUGAAUUUGACAAGCAUUUCAAGGAUAUUCCAAAUGAUCCAUAUUUAGAAUUCUUAAAUUAUGAUGAACAAGAUACAUAUUUAAUAGAGGUUGGCACUGAACAAUGUUUAUUUUUUGCUGGAGAUUCACCUAAUUUUGAUUACUUGAUGGGAACACAUGAAGGUGUAUUGAAGAAAGCGUGCUCCUCCCCAACAUGCUUGAACCUAAUCAUUGAAAUCAAAAGCAAGACCCCAAGGAACCUGAUUUUCAAGUGUCAAAAAUUCCCAAAGUUGGUCAACACUACUGUGAAUUGCAAUGGUAACUCAUCUUCAAUCACUUUUGAAGGCUGCAAUAUUGGGCCUUCUGGCCUUCCAAUUGUUUGA